AGUAUAUAUACGGGUCACCUGCGACGCCACUCCUCAUCCUCAGUUACCAGACGCUAGCUAGCUAGCUAGUUCUGAGUUCUCCGACAAUGGAUCUCUCCCUUGUCCUAGCGCUCGUCGCCGUCGCCUUAUCCGUUCUCUUCCUCCUCGUGACGAGGGCCAGGAAGCCAUGGCAGCGGGGCAAGCUGCCCCCGGGCUCGCUCGGCCUGCCGGUGAUCGGCCAGAGCCUCGGCCUCCUCCGCGCCAUGCGCGCCAACACCGCCGAGCGGUGGAUCCAGGACCGCGUCGACCGGUACGGCCCCGUGUCCAAGCUGUCGCUCUUCGGCAUCCCCACGGUGCUCCUCACGGGGCCCGCGGCCAACAAGUUCGUCUUCUUCAGCACCGCGCUGGCGUCGCAGCAGCCCCGGUCCAUGCAGCGGAUCCUGGGGGAGCGGAACAUCCUCGAGCUCAUGGGCGCCGACCACAAGCGCGUCCGCGGCGCGCUCCUCGAGUUCCUCAAGCCGGACAUGCUGCGGCUGUACGUGGGCAAGAUCGAGGGCGAGGUGCGCCGCCACCUCGACGAGAACUGGGCCGGCCGCCGGACCGUCACCGUGCUGCCCCUCAUGAAGAGGCUCACGUUCGACAUCAUCUCCCUGCUGCUCUUCGGCCUCGAGAGGGGCGCCGUCCGGGACACCCUCUUCCGCGAGUUCGUGGACGUCAUGGAGGGCACCUGGGCCGUCCCGCUGAACCUGCCGUUCACGGCCUUCAGCCGGAGCCUCAAGGCGAGCGCCAGGAUUCACCGGGUGUUCACCGGGAUCGCGAGGGAGACGCAGGCCAAGCUGGAGCGGGGAGAGGCAUCACGGAGCAGCGACCUCAUCGCGUGCCUCCUCAGCUUGACCGACGACAGCGGCGCGCCGCUGCUGAGCGAGGAGGAGAUCGUGGACAACGCCAUGGUCUCCCUCAUCGCAGGCCACGACACGUCCUCCAUCCUUCUCACCUUUUUGAUCCGCCAGCUCGCCGACGAUCCUGACACUCUCGCCGCCAUGGUCCACGAGCACGACGAGAUCGCCAAGAGCAAGGGCGACGGCGAGGCCCUGACCUGGGAGGACCUUGCGAAGAUGAAGCUCACGUGGCGCGCCGCGCAGGAGAUGCUCCGCAUGGUGCCCCCGGUCUUCGGCAACUUCAGGCGAGCGACCAAAGACAUGGAGUUCGACGGCUACGUCAUCCCCAAAGGGUGGCAAGUGUUCUGGACGGCGGCCGCGACGCACAUGGACGGGAGCAUCUACCCCGAGCCGGACAAGUUCAACCCGUCCCGGUUCGAGACCCAGUCGGCGUCAGUGGCGCCGCCGUGCUCGUUCGUCGCCUUCGGUGCCGGCCCGAGGAUCUGCGUCGGCAUGGAGUUCGCCAGGAUCGAGACGCUGGUGGCGCUGCAUUACCUGCUGAGGCGCUUCAGGUGGAAGCUCUGCUGCAAGGACAACACCUUCGUCAGGGACCCCGGGCCGUCGCCGCUGCACGGCCUGCCGAUAGAGCUUGAGCACAAGGCGGCAUCGCCAUGAUCAGAUACGAUCGAUCGUGGACGAGAAAAUAAUAAUAUACUCCCACUUCAGAGAUACGUGGCGAUGUUGAUUCGUCACCACGGAUCCCUGCAUAUGGUCUAGAGUUAUAUAAAAACUUUGACCGCUGUUUUAGCUGGAAUGAAGUUAUAUAUAGUAUCUAAAUAUAUAUAUAUAUAUAUACCAUAUAUAUAUAUAUGGUAUUGUGAAAGCACGUUUUCAAGAUAAAUAUUCAUAUGUUUUUAUGGUGCGAACUAAAUAUUUCAAGAUUA
Panicum hallii is the source of this 1801-nucleotide messenger RNA. RefSeq names its product taxadiene 5-alpha hydroxylase-like. Gene Ontology annotation, molecular function: iron ion binding; monooxygenase activity; oxidoreductase activity, acting on paired donors, with incorporation or reduction of molecular oxygen. The record is from RefSeq and is a predicted model, not a curated record. The transcript has 2 exons. Lineage: Eukaryota; Viridiplantae; Streptophyta; Magnoliopsida; Poales; Poaceae. The coding region runs from base 87 to 1532 and encodes 481 amino acids. Gene Ontology annotation, biological process: sterol metabolic process.